This is a messenger RNA of Impatiens glandulifera, 1829 nucleotides long. Its product is annotated as UPF0481 protein At3g47200-like. The record is from RefSeq and is a predicted model, not a curated record. Lineage: Eukaryota; Viridiplantae; Streptophyta; Magnoliopsida; Ericales; Balsaminaceae. Bases 1 to 1764 code for a protein of 587 amino acids. The transcript is spliced from 3 exons.
AUGGAAGGCGGCAUUCCGGUGUUUGAUGGAAAAGGAUAUGAAAUAUGGAGCAAAAAGAUGAAGACGUUGUUUCUGUCUCAAGAACUAUGGGAUCUUGUCCAACAAGGAUACGGAGAGGCAACAUACAAAGGGUUGAGGGAGAAUAACUCAGAGCAGAUGAGAGAGUUGAGAAAGAAAGAUUCCAAAGCUCUGUACUUGAUCCAACAAGGAGUCUCCAAUGAAAUAUUUCAUGAUAUCCUGAACUCAAAUAGUUCAAAGGAAGCAUGGGAUGCUAUUAGAAAAGUAUUUGAUCAUGGUCGUGUGCAUCAAAUAGAGAUAAAGAUAGACGGUUCGACAACAAUAGAUAAGAAGACUGUGACCGAACGUAUUGAUGAAAUGACAAAGUCGAAUACGAAUACGGAAACCCCUGAGGAAUGCAUCUUCAAGGUUCCCCAAGAAUUGUGCGAAGGAAACGAGGAAUUCUACGAGCCGAAGGUGCUCGCCAUUGGGCCUUACCACCGAGGCAAACCUCACCUAGAUUCCAUGGAGGAGCACAAGUUUAGUUACCUGAAGCAAUUUCUCCAAAGAACGAAAGAGGAAAGCGUGGUCCGUUAUGUUGAAGCCGUGAUUCCUGAGGUAAAGAGAGUGAGGAAAUGUUAUGGUGGGUCUAAAGAAAGUUUACUGAGCGAUGAACAGCUCGUCCAAAUGCUGGUGGUGGAUGGAUGCUUCAUUAUCGAGCUCCUUCUUAAGUUUGGAGACAAACCUUGGUACGUAUAUAGGAGGAAUAUUACUUUUGGAAGGUCUGAGGGGAGAAUCGAACAAUACCUACGUUGGAAGCAAUUAGAUGAUGCGUUUCAAAGAUUAUUUGGGAGAGAAACUUUCUUUGAUCGUGAUUUCUUUGAUCGUGAUGGCCCUUUGAUUAACUCCAACAUCUUAUUGAGUAAUGCGUUGCAAAACGACCUGUUGUUAAUAGACAACCAAAUUCCAUUUUUCAUCCUACAAAUCUUGUACAGGGUGAAAAGUUCUCCUAAGGACUCAUCAGAUGAUGUGGAAUCAUUAGACUUGAAACUCAAACAUCUGACCCUAAAGUUCUUGUAUUGUAAGUAUGGAAUGCCUGAACCGCGGGACAUUACGAAAAUUAAUAUUGAUGGAUUAUUUGACAAUGAUCAGUGCCAUUUGCUGGACAUUGCCCACAAGACUUUAUUCUCCAACAAUAACGCAGUAGAUUGUGUGGAUAAUCCUACUAGUUCUUGUUUUGUGAACUCCGCCACAAAGCUAGAGGAAGCCAAUGUUAGGUUGGUCAAGAAAUUUGGAAGCAUUUUUGACAUAGAAUUUAACAGAGGAAAGUUGAUGAUACCAUGUUUUUCUAUAGAUGAACACUUUGAGAUUGAAGUCAAAAACUUCAUUGCUUUGGAGUUGUGUCAACAAAAAUCCGAAAAGAGGUACUGCGAUUAUGUGUUCUUCUUAGAUCAUCUAAUUGCCUCAUCUGAUGAUGUCAACUUGCUUAUAAAACGUGGCAUCAUCACCAACCAUAUGAUAGAUGCUAAGUUUGUGGAUAAUAUAUUCAUGAAGUUAACCAAAAACAUAGUAAUGUCAGAUAAUUAUACUUAUUCAGAAAUUUCUAAAAACUUGAAUGAGUAUUGUAAGAAUAAAAGGCACAAACAUUGGGGAACCUUGAAGAAGAAAUACUUCCAAAGCCCAUGGUCACUAAUGUCUCUUAUUGCAGCUUCGAUCCUCAUCGGCUUGACUUUCACACAAACAGUGUUUUCAAUCAUUUAUAAGUGAAAGUGACAGUUUCUAAUCUCCCUCGUUUUUAAUUUAAGGUUGAUGUACUUGUAUGAUUUUCCUUU